CGAAUUGUCGUCGCCGAUCGAUUUACUAGGAGGGAGGAGGACAUCAUGUCGAUGCUGCUCAGAAGGGUAUACGGCGAAGCAAGGCGACGUGCCGUGCCGUCGCCGUCGACGACGAGCAUGUUUCUGCAUUCGACCCCGGCUCUUGACCCAUCAUCACCAGCGGCUGUCGGCGGCGAGGCUAUCGCAUCAACAUCGGCGGCCACCUUGGAAAUGGCACCCACGCAGGUGUGCCAUGUCAAGCUCAGCUAUCUUCACCCCUCCACCAAAGUCAAGCCGGCAGUAGUGCGAUCCGGAGAUCUGAAGACGGGCUACGUGCGGCCAGAAGCAAAAUUUGUGCCGCUCUCCGCGCACGUCUUUGACACAGAACCGAGACGAGACAUCCUGCACGCCUCGGUUGUCUACUACCUCGACUCCCGACGCUCCGGCACAGCUUCGACAAAGACGAGGGGCGAAGUCAACUUCAGCGGGAGGAAGCUGCGGCCGCAAAAGGGAUCGGGACAGGCUCGGCUGGGCACAAGGUCCAAUCCGCUCCUGCGCAAGGGAGGUGUCAUCUUUGGUCCAAGGCCACGAGACAUGUCCAGUAAACUUCCCAGAAGGGUCCGAGAGCUGGCUCUGAGAAGUGCACUUUCGGCCCGCUGGCGCCUGGGCAGCCUGCAUGUCGUUCCUUCGCUGGUGUGGGAUGCUCCACCGAACACGACGGGCAAGCUUCGCAGGCAGCUUCAUGCCAAGGGCUGGACCGACGUUCUGUUCCUGACUGCCCCACGGAACCCUCAGCCCUCGGAUCGCACCCUGAAGACGGAUGCGAAGCCGUCGGCUGCGGAUCCUGUCUAUACGCCCGAGCAGAUACAGGAGCACGAUAUCGAGGUGGCCAACUUCAUCUCGGCCUCGAGCAACAUUCCACAGACGAAUGUGAUCCGGCUCGACAAGCUGACAGAAGACGCGCACAAGCAGGCACGCAAGGCCGAGGACAAGAAGAGGCCAGGCGAGCUGCCCGCGUACGAGGUGCUGAAACGAAAACUUCUUGUUCUCGAUCUCGGCGCUGUCGAAUGGCUCGAGGAGAAGCUUGGUGGGGCCAUCUUCCAUGAGGAGGGCUUGCUCGAGGAGCUGCAGGCGGGCAUGGAGCAGCUCGGUGGCUUGCAGCAGGAGAGCGGGGACGAGGCAGAGGACUGGACCGACGAAGAGGUGGCAUUGGAAUCCGAAGCCGCACAGGUCAUCGCCGACGGACUCCAAAAGCCGUCAUAGCAUGUACAUGUAUUACAAGCAAUGAGAAUGCUGAGACUCUUGUCUGAGUCGAACCAGGCAGGGUAUUCCAAAGCGUGCUGCAGGCCAU
Messenger RNA from Acaromyces ingoldii, 1330 nucleotides. Its product is annotated as ribosomal protein L4. Lineage: Eukaryota; Fungi; Basidiomycota; Exobasidiomycetes; Exobasidiales; Cryptobasidiaceae. Gene Ontology annotation, molecular function: structural constituent of ribosome. The record is from RefSeq and is a predicted model, not a curated record. Gene Ontology annotation, biological process: translation. Gene Ontology annotation, cellular component: ribosome. Bases 46 to 1242 code for a protein of 398 amino acids. The transcript has a single exon.